This is a messenger RNA of Cercopithifilaria johnstoni, 1377 nucleotides long. Lineage: Eukaryota; Metazoa; Nematoda; Chromadorea; Rhabditida; Onchocercidae. The record is from the annotation of a GenBank genome assembly.
AUGAAUUCAGUCAUAGCUAUUUUGCUUAUUGGUUUUGGUGCAGAAAGUUUUCUGGACGAAGAGAAUGUGAUACCAGAUUUGGCACCUCAUAUUGAUAAUCCAAUGGAGUUUGAAUUCAUUGAAGAUACGCAUAAGAAGCACUAUUUGAAGUCACUGUUUACAGAAUCCUUUUAUGAACCGAACUGUGAUGGUAAACCCAAUGUUACGAUCAAACCAAUUUAUUUUUGGCCAGGUCAACGUAUUGACCUUCGAUGUGUAAUGUGUCGUCGAGCAUUUACUUUUAACGGAUUAAUGAAGCACUGGUGGUUUAUGCCGGCAAAGGAUGUUGAGGAUGCACUUGGAGAUAUGAAAGUUCUCAAAAAUUCACCUAAAUGGAAUCAACAUUUGGUGACGUUAAGCGCUGAUUUUGGAGAUAAUAGAUGGCGUGAUUUUGGUGCAAUGCCUAACAGUUUCGAAGCUGCGACAAAUCCGCGAUCACAGACCGUAUUCAUACAAAGAAGAGGGAUGCUAAUUUUGUUGCAGCCAACAUCCGAGAAUGAAGGCUUAUACCGUUGCUUGGAUAUAGCCUCAAGAAAUACCUUACACUUCAUUUAUUAUUUGAUCGCAAUGCAACCUCUUUUCAUUUAUCUUCAUCCUGGUGAAGAGCAAAUUUCUCAGAUUGAAUCGCAAGGUUUUCCUGAUUCAAACUGGAAAUUUCGUCAUAUUCCUCCUACAUAUAUACGUGAUGCAUUUCGGAUGUGCACUAUGAAUUGGACAUCCUGUCUUGAUUGGGUAGUCAGUGAUAAAAAUAUGAACGAAGAGAUGAGCUGGAAUUUGCACAGAUAUUCGAAAGAUGCUAAACUGGCAGAAAAAUUUGUGAAUUUAAAAAUUCAACUACAGUGGAAUGAGUGGUCGUCAUGCGAGCAAGGUACUACAGUAAGGACUAGAGAAGGUCAUUGUUACUUGAAAAAGAUAGAUCCAAGUAAAGAUAUCGGUCAACUGGUAGAUAGUGCAUUUGCUGCCUACGAUCUAUUCAACUGGGUGAAAAAGCUCAAAAAUCAUAUGUCAAAAAUUCCUGAAUUCAAUAUUACUGGCAUACGUCUUUAUAGUGCAUUGAUAUCAAAACUAAUUCAUGAAGGUGCAUUCGGCGAUGACAAAACUUACGACGAUUGCUACAGCAUGAAAGAUAUGUUCUUUAAGAGACCAAAAGCUACAAAACGCUGGAUCAACGCAAUUUUUGCCGCAUUCGGAAUUGAUAAUGCCGAAUCAAUGUUGAAGGCAAGUGAUCGAUUAUGCCUGUAUUAUUAUAAUAAGCCGACGAUACGAACAGAUAAAGCACCAGCUAGCGUCUUCGUUGGUACCCAUCUUGUGGACAUUCAACGUUGUCCAGUUCUUUGA